GACAACGUCCCCUCCUCGAAGCAUCAGCGAGAACAAAGAGGAUAUUUUCACAACACCCGAACAUACCAAAACCAGAAAGCCCUUUGAUUACCGACGUCCCGCCCCCACUGGACCCAGGGAAUGCCGCCGAAAGCAAUCUUCUGCAAGAAAUGCUUCAGUAUCAUUGAUUUUGGAUUCCUUCGUGAGAUUGACCAAGAAGAAUCAUCAACGAUCUGCACGUCGAACACGCCGAUUCAGAAACGCAAUGUCCACAUUGCGAGGAAAGAAGCUCCCGAUGCUGAUUGCCAUUGGACUCGCAGCUCUAUGCCAAUCCAUAUUGACCAGUUUGGAUGCUUCAAAUUCAUUGAAUAUGCUAUGUGGCUCGUCCAACCCAUUGGUGUACGGAUUUACUCUUGACGCCAUUAGUUUGACUAGUUUUGCUCAAUCCAUGAUAGCUCAAGGAUAA
Messenger RNA from Cylindrotheca closterium, 445 nucleotides. Lineage: Eukaryota; Bacillariophyta; Bacillariophyceae; Bacillariales; Bacillariaceae. The record is from the annotation of a GenBank genome assembly.